Messenger RNA from Syzygium oleosum, 1014 nucleotides. Its product is annotated as basic leucine zipper 43. Gene Ontology annotation, molecular function: DNA-binding transcription factor activity. The record is from RefSeq and is a predicted model, not a curated record. The transcript has a single exon. NCBI's taxonomy places the organism in Eukaryota, Viridiplantae, Streptophyta, Magnoliopsida, Myrtales, Myrtaceae. Gene Ontology annotation, biological process: regulation of DNA-templated transcription. The coding region runs from base 260 to 814 and encodes 184 amino acids.
UAAUCAAAUGUCCUAGGGUUCAUGAUACCUCUCCUACAAUCAAACUUGAUUUUGUUUCUUUCUCAAGUAGUGGGGUAUGUUGAAGCCUUUUCCCAGCCUAUAAAACCCCCUCUUCCUCCUCCACAUCCCUCCCCCCUCACUCACUCACUCACUCUCUCUCUCUCUCUCUCUCUCUCUCUCUCAGAAACUCACAAACUAACUAUUCCACUUCCUCUAAAAUAUUUGCAAGCAAUCAGAUUCGCUUGAAAGGUGUAAAAAAAUGGAGCCUAAUGAAGUUGCAGGACUCCAUUACAUCAUAUCUUCCAACACAUCCCAAUUUCCAGUUCAUUUGAGCAUGAUCCAUGACCAACCCAACACGUACAAUCACUACAACACCUCAUCUCGUACAUUCUACAAUGGUCAAUUCCCAUCUCAGGUCCAGGAGCUCGGAGCGCCCUCGCCUUGCUUCAGCAGCAACCACUCCACAUCCGAUGAGGCGGACGAGCAGCAGCUGAUGCUGAUCAACGAGCGGAAGCAGAGGAGGAUGAUAUCCAAUCGGGAGUCGGCCCGCCGUUCCCGAAUGAGGAAGCAGCGGCACCUGGACGAGCUCUGGUCGCAGGUCGUCUGGCUGCGCAACGAGAACCACCAGCUCAUGGACAAGCUGAACCACGUGUCAGAGAUCAAUGACAAGGUUGUCGAGGAGAAUGCCCAGCUCAAGGAGGAGACCUGCGGGCUUCGCCAAAUGAUUACUGAUAUGCAACUGAAUAACACUUACUCAACUCUGAGGGACCUCGAAGAUGUUCCUUGCAAUCUUGGAACUCAAUCCUCGGACUAGACCGUCACCGGUUCUGUGGAUUCCUUAGGCUAGUUUUAAUGCCGGAAAUGGCCUGGUUUCAUUUUUUUUCUUCUUCCGCUCCAAGUGGAUUUUUCCUGGUGUAUUUGGGAAUUGAGCCAGUCCUUUUACCCCCUAUCUCUGAGUGCAUGUAUGAGACUAAAUGAAUUGUCAAUAACAUAUUCCGAGGAUUUCGUCAACCA